Molecule: messenger RNA, 411 nt
Organism: Colletotrichum karsti
Lineage: Eukaryota; Fungi; Ascomycota; Sordariomycetes; Glomerellales; Glomerellaceae
Exons: 2
Coding region: 1-411 (136 amino acids)
Source: RefSeq, a predicted model, not a curated record
AUGCAGGAAUUGAUGGACCCAGGAUUGACAGAGAAGAUGAAAACCGUCUACCUCGUCCUACUUGCCGCCGCCGCCACCGGUCCCGCCAUCGCCGUCACGUUCGAUGAGACUGCAGAAGCAACAGCAUACAUUCCCGGCCUCCACGAAAGACCUGACUUUUUCGAGUUCGACAGCACCAUGAAGGACACCUUUGCUACCAUACGAGAACGGGCCGCCGUUAUACCCAAGCCCGCCACCGAGGAGCUUGCGGCUUCGUGCCGUCGCUCUUUUCCCCUGAGCUGCACCUCGGACAUCGGGUUCAAGUGUGCUCUCAAGUGUAUGGACCCGACUAGAACUAGCAACCCGAUCUCGUGCGUCAAGAGGUGCGCAGAUGUCGAGAUUGCGGAGUGCGUUGCUUUGGGCUGCCCAUAG